CGAGGUGUGUGUGGUUUGGGGCUUGGAGGUUUUUUUUUUUUUUGGUUAUUUUUGCCCUUUUUUGUUGUUGUUUUUGCCCUUUUUUUCUCUUUUUUUUUUCCUGCUUUUACAAGAAGGAAAGAAAACGUUACCAAGAUUCUCCGAUGGCUUAGACAAAUCAAUAAUAAUCUGUGAAAAUACGAAGUCGACCGGUUCUUGAUUUCCCCCUUCCCUCCCCUCCAGCUCCCCAGCCCACUGCUGAGAUUGAGCUAAAAGGACCUGUUUCCUGGAGGACGAGGAGAACAGACACGUUUCUGGUGGUGUAGAAGGGACCGAUGGCAAUGCUUCAGAGUGUAGCGGAGACGCAGGAGAGAGAUUCAACCUGUUAACAAAAAAAAAAAAAAUUAAGCAGGGGGAAAAUAUCAACGGGAAGGAAAGAUAUAUAUAUACAUAUAUAUAUAUAUAUAUAUACACACGUAUAUAUAUACAAUUUAGAAGCAUUCCCCAGGUGGCCACAAAGCAUGGGCUGUGUUCCAAGCACCAACCUCUCUGACAGCAGAGUGAUCUGUCACAGUAGCAAUGAGUCUGAGGAGUACAAUUUCCCUCACCAGACCAACACAACCAUGUCUCAACAGCAGCAAGGCAACCCCGUCCCAGGAUUAUUCAUUAAAUGCUACAACACAUCCACUUAUGAGGCGAGGACUAAUUCCUCUAAGAAAGACAAGAGGGAGAACAGCCAGAGCAUGGAGGCAGAGGCCCAGACCGGCAGACCCAAUGUUAAGGCACCAGUAACAGAUGUGCAGUUUGGCCCUAUGAGACUUCAUCAAGAUCAGCUUCAGGUACUUUUAGUGUUUGCUGAGGAAGACGAGCAGAGUAACGGGUUCCGCUGGGCGUGUGACAAGGCUGGAUUUCGGUGCAACCUUGCCAGGACACCUCAGUCUGCACUAGAAUGUUUUCUAGAUAAGCACCAUGACAUUAUCAUCAUUGACCAUAGACAUUCCAGAUACUUUGAUGCAGAAGCAUUAUGCAGGUCUAUCAGAACAACGAAAGCCUCAGAAAAUACGGUCAUUAUUUGUGUAGUACAAAGGCACACUGAUCGUGAGGAGUCAUCCAUAUUGCCCCUGAUCUCUGCUGGCUUCACAAGGAGAUAUGUAGAAAAUUCUAGUAGAAUGGCCUGCUACAAUGAAUUGAUUCAGCUGGAAUUUGGACAGGUGCAGGCACAAUUCAAGUUAAGGGCAUGUAAUUCAUUAUUUACAGCGUUAGAGAAAAGUCAAGAAGCCAUUGAGAUCACAAGUGAAGACCAUGUAAUACAGGAAUGGCAAGGAAUGUACUAUGCGAAAAAGAAAAAUGGAGAUUGCAUACAACAAAAUGUGAAGAUACUACCUGUCAUUGGACAGGGAGGAAAGAUUAGACACUAUGUGUCAAUUAGUAGACUGUGCAAUGACAACAAUAAGGUGGAGAAGACAUGUGAAUGUAUUCAGGCUGAAUCUCAGACAGAUACUCAGACUUGCAGACACAAAGACAUGAGGAAAGGAUCCCUGGAUGUCAGAUCCACAACAUCUCGUGGGAGUGAUGGCAGCUCCCAGCGGCGCCGCUCCUCCAUGGCCAGGGUCCAUUCCAUGACAAUCGAGGCUCCCAUCACCAAGGUAAUAAACAUCAUCAAUGCUGCUCAAGAGAGCAGUCCCAUGCCAGUUGCAGAAGCUUUAGACCGGGCUUUGGAGAUUUUGAGAACCACUGAAUUGUACUCUCCACAACUGGGGACAAAAGAUGAGGAUCCACAUACAAGUGACCUCGUUGGAGGGUUAAUGACAGAUGGUUUACGAAGAUUAUCAGGGAACGAAUACAUAUUGUCAGCAAAACAAACUCAUCAGGUUGCUGGCAGUCUGAGCUCUCCAAUCUCCCUCAAUGACAUACCCCCACGGAUAACACAGGCAAUGGAAAAUGAGGAACAGUGGGAUUUUGAUAUCUUUGAACUUGAGGCUGCCACCCAUAAAAGGCCUUUGGUUUAUCUGGGUCUCAAAAUAUUUGCUCGCUUUGGAAUCUGUGAAUUCCUAAACUGUUCAGAAUCCACUCUGAGGUCAUGGUUACAAGUUAUUGAGGCCAACUACCAUUCCUCCAACUCCUACCAUAAUUCUACUCAUUCAGCAGAUGUACUACAUGCUACUGCUUACUUCUUGUCUAAAGAGAGAGUAAAGCAAACUCUGGAUCCAAUUGAUGAGGUUGCCGCGCUCAUUGCUGCCACAGUCCACGAUGUGGAUCACCCAGGAAGAACAAAUUCUUUCCUGUGCAAUGCUGGCAGCGAGCUCGCAAUUCUCUACAAUGACACAGCCGUGCUGGAGAGCCACCAUGCUGCCCUGGCUUUCCAGCUCACCACCCGGGAUGGCAAAUGCAAUAUAUUUAAAAACAUGGAGAGGAAUGAGUAUCGAACCCUUCGCCAAGUCAUUAUUGACAUGGUCUUAGCAACAGAAAUGACAAAGCACUUUGAGCAUGUCAACAAGUUUGUCAACAGCAUUAAUAAACCCUUGGCAGCACUAGAAGAAAAUGGGAAUAAUGGUGAUGGAGAGUCAAUCAAAACUGUUCUCAGGUCUCCUGAAAACCGUAUCCUUAUCAAACGCAUGUUGAUAAAGUGCGCUGACAUUUCCAACCCAUGCAGACCCAGAGAACAGUGCAUAGAAUGGGCCGGGCGCAUCUCUGAGGAGUACUUUGCACAGACUGAUGAAGAAAGGAGGCAAGGUUUACCUGUUGUGAUGCCAGUUUUUGACAGAAAUACUUGCAGCAUCCCCAAAUCCCAAUUAUCAUUCAUUGAUUACUUCAUUAUUGAUAUGUUUGAUGCCUGGGAUGCGUUUGCCGACCUGCCAAAUCUGAUGGAGCAUCUGAAUAAUAACAUUAAAUACUGGAAAGGACUGGAUGGAAGGAACCUGCGAGUCCUCCGACCACCACCAGAAUAGCAGUUAGACCAUGGUGUGUCAUUCACUAGCCAGAUGCAUAUUUAUUCAAGCUCACUUUUAUCUGUGUGAAUUCAGAUUUGUUUUGGUCUCUUCAGUAUUACAGUAAAGCUAGCCCAUGCGCUUGGGGAACUUUCACAUUCAAGAGAACACGAGGUCAGCAGUUGACUUCCACAAAGUACCAUGUGUGGACUCAGAUGAAAUAAGCCCACCAAGUGGAAUUACACUGGAUUGCUGCAGUACUUGUACUGAAGAGGGUUUAUUACAAACAUACUUCUGUGAUAUCUUCAUACCAGCACGUGAAGCUGGAAGACCUUGAAGAGAAUCCUCAUAAAAAGGACAUUCACUAGAAGUUUAUCUAUUAAUAGAGACUCACAGCUUUUAUGAGAAAGCUACAUGCUUUUUAUAAGCACUUCAGACAGUUAUGUAAAACAAUCAGACAUUUAAAAUGCAACUGUCUAUGAAAGAAUUUUUUGAUCUAUGAAAAAUAGAUGUACUGUAUUUUUUCACAUCACAGAAGGUGCAAUCAUUCACUUCUGAGCACUACUGAAAGUGAGUUCUCCUUAAGAAAUUUAGUAGCAAAUGUAAAAAAUAACACAAGAAUUUUUGAGGUUGAUCGUUAGCAUCUAUGAUUAAAAUGUUAUGUUUUAUUUAUUUUGUUAGAUGUUCGAUAUUUUCUAUGAAUUUAUAAAUACUUAAAAGCCAAAGCCAACUUUAGAUGCAUUAUAAAUUUACAUGAUUCAUACUCAUUAAUAUACAUUUAAUUGAUGUACAGACCUUUUAUUUUCAUAAUGCAAAUACAAAAUACUAUAUACAAUGAUACAUUUUUAUUGCACUGUAAGGAUAGAUGUGUAUGUUUAAAUAUUGUCUGAUUUAUGUUAAUUAAAAUAAGUUUUAUUAAAAAGGUCUCACUUGAGAAUAGUAGAAUAAACAAGAACUGUAUACUGUCUGAGCACCAGAACUGCAGUAGUUCUCCCACAAACCAGUGAGGACCACCUGAUCUUCUCUUGGCUACAAAAAUAAUAAUGUGUUGGAACUCUUUGUUUUCUCCCAUGACAUUUUAUGACUGAACUCCCUGUUAAAGUCUGCCUUAUUUUAUAUAGUAUUUCUACAAAGCAUUCCACAGCAUAUAUGAAGAGGUGAUACUAAGCAUCUAAUGAAUUUCAACAUUUUAUAGCCAAUGCAUUUUCCUCUGCAGUAAAAGAAAAAGAACAUAAAACCACCAACACAAACCUCCAACUCAAGAAGUUUGUAAAGACUGUGUACCUUCUCAAUUUGAAUGAAACCUUCAUAGCAACUACCAGAAAAUAAUAAAAUGUAUAUUUUAAGAAGUGUCAAGUCCUACCCAUUUCAUUUGAAUGUAUAUGCACUUUGUAGUUUGCACAUGAAAUUCUUUUAAAAGUAACUAAGAUACUUUUUGUCUGGGGAAGGGAAAAGUUGAGGGGGUUGAAUGGCAUAAGGGUGAUGAAAGGUGUAGCUGGCAAGCCCCUGUGUUUGUGGGCUGCCCUUGGCAAGCCCAUCAAACCCUUAUGUACCCUUGGACAAGUCUCUUCACAGCUCCAAGCAGUGUCACACUGUGUUCCACUGGAGGACUCGAGGAGUAUCCUGUCAGCCUUCCCAGUCGCCAGAAAGGCAUCCAAAGGCACUGAAAGGGCUGCUGACUGUCGUUACUGCAAAGAAAAUUGACUUUAGAGACAUUUUGAACCAUUUCUGAAGAAGCAGAAGCUGGGGAGAGGUGGACGAUGGAGCAGUUCAGGGACUGCAGUAGCAGCCUUAAGGGAACUUGCAAGGAGAUGGAGAGUUGGCUGACAGUUUUCCUGGCAAUAUCACAUUGUAUUUCCUGGCUCCUGUGUCUCCAUUAGGGGAAAACUGCAUCACACCAUCAGUGUCUCCUCUGCUUAUCUGCUGCAAUGAGGAUGGGAGAGGAAGUUGGGCAUGAGCAUGUGGGCCCAGAGACUUGAAUGCAGGUAAAAAUCAUGGAAUCAUUUAGACUGGAAAAGACCUUUAAGAUUAUGGAGUCCAACCAUUCCUCCAGCACUACCAAAUCCACCACUAAACCAUGUCCCCAUGUACCACAUCUACACAUUGUUUUAAAUCCCUUCAGGGAUGGUGACUCCACCACUGCCCUGGGCAGUCUGUUCCAGUGCUUGACAACCCUUGAAAUAAAAAAAAAUUUCCUAAUAUCCAAUCUGAACUUCCCCUGGUGCAAUUUCAGGCCAUUUCCUCUUGUCCUAUCACUUGUUUCUUGGGAGGAGAGACUGACUCCCACCGGGCUACAGUGUCCUUUCAGGUAGUUCUAGGCAGUGAUAAGGUCUCCUCUGAGCCUCCUUUUCUUCAGGCUAAACACCCCUGGCUCCCUCAGCUGCUUUUCACAGCACUUGUGCUCCAGACCCUUUCCCAGCUCUGAUUGACCUUUUUACCUUCUCUGGACAUCUCAAUGUUCUUUUUACCUUCUUAAUGACCAUCCUGAACUGAGAAGCCCAGAACUGGGCACAGCCCUCGAGCCGUGGCCUCCCCCGUGCUGAGUGCAGGGGUUUGGCCGCAGCCCCGGCCCUGCCCCCCUGCUCCUGCCACAGGCGGUGCCAUUGGCACUCCUGGCACACGCUGCCUCACGUUCAGCUGCUGCUCCCCAGCACCCGGCUCCUUCUCUGCUGGGCACUGUCCGGCCCCUGUGCCCCAGCCUGUAAAGCUGUGUGGGGUUCUUGUGACCCAAGGGCAGCACCCGGCCCUUGGCCUUGUGGAGCCUUUUACCACCGGCAUCAUUCCAUGGGUCCAGCCUGUCCAGGUCCCUCUGCAGAGCCUUCCUACCCUGCUGCAGAGCAGCACUCCCAUCCAUCCAACUUGGUGUCAUUUGCAAACUGACUGAGGGUGCACUCGAUACCCUCAUUCAGAUCCUCAACAAAGAUAUUAAACAGAACAGCCCAGAAAAAAUAUUUCUUCAUAAGCAUAGUUAAUAUUCUGGGUUAUAUUAAUAUAUAGUAAAAAGCAGUUAAUUUCAUCUGCUGCAAAAAUGCCUGAUGCAUCAUCACUGAAAAGAUGUGAUCAAUAUGAUUAAUUCCCUGAAAUUCACGCUGCAUCUUUAUUUCCGUUACUUGGACUGUAGAACUGUGCUAAUUAACCCUCUCUGUAAGCCAGAUUUAUGUCCAUAUUGGUGCACAAUAAUUUCACUUAACAUAAAACACUGAUUUUCAGCUGCUGCAGCUUUGUUCACUCUCCUGUCCAUCUAAAUUUGCCAAGGACAGAGUAUAAUUAAAAUCUGGAACCAUGAUGCCUGAUCUUUACUCUCUUCCCACUGAGCUUCUCUCUCCAAGCCACAGCUCUGAAGCCUUCUGUGCACUGUGAGGCUGUGCCUGUUCCGUGGGGAUGAUUCCAGGCUGCUGCCCAUGCAGUGUGAAUGGCCUUGCUGUGGAGCAGCAAUAGCUCUAACCUGAUACUCACUGCUCCAGGAUGCAGAUGUCUUUGGCUCCCAUUGCAAAUGCUUCAGCCAUUCCAGAUCCCCUUCCUUUAUUCUCCAAGAUUACACAGGAACAUCACAUGCCCUGUGCUCUAAACCCUUUCCAGCUUUUUGAACUGUCACUCUGUGAUGGAACUUCCUGGGGACAGAAAUGGCUUUACUGAUGGUCCUUCACCAGGGAAGGGAGAACACUGGAGUAAACUGAGUGUGAUUGAAGUGUUCCCAAUUUCAGUUAGGCUGGCAGUCUUAUGCAGUGUCUGCACUUUUCAUUUGUUCUUGCUUUAAUGCUAAUACAAGAGUAAAUUCCAAUGUCGACAUGAUGAAGGAGAGGUCCUUUAUGUACCUCCAGGGCUUUAGUAAAAAGCUUUGUUUUAAAACUUAAUAAGGUUCAACAAUUCAGCAUUAAAUGACAGAAUGAAUGGCUCUGUUUUCCAUGCUCCAUAUUUUCUAUCAGGUAAUCCUGCUUCUAAACCUGGGUAUCACUGUAGAUGCUUCCAAGUGAAUCUGAAUUAUUAUGAUCUGGUAAAAAAAUGUUGGCUUCUCAGCAAAUUGUCCUAGAUUAAUAUCUUUUCCCCUUGUACAACAUUUGGAGUAAUAAUUGCUUAUUCUGACAAAAAGAGAAACCAGACAGGUGGUAUGCUCAGCUACCUUAUCACAAGUCUGAAGAUGGUUUUCAUACUGCAGUUUACCCAAUGGCUAUAUAGAUAAUUUAAUAUAUAAAUUAAAAAUCACCUGAAAUGGAAUGAAUGCCUUGUUUUUUGUUGCAGUGCCUUUUCAUCUGGGUGUUUCUGCUUGUCUCAGUAGAGGAAUCAUUGAUAAAACAUUUAAGAAAAUGUGUCUUGAACAUGAAGGAAUUGAGCAAUGGCAAAGGCAUUCCUGCAUAAAAGAGAAGAAAGGAUAAUAGAUAUCUAAUAAUCACUUGCUGGGUGCUGAGAAACAGCACAGGCGAACAGUAGUCAGUUGUCCCCUUCAGUGAGACCAGAAGGGUUUGAGUCAUGGCUCUGCAAGGAGUGCUUUAAAAUGAAGUCUCAGAGCUAUUCACAAGCUUCAAAACAAAUAAUCUCUGCUCAUGUGUGACAUCAUGCCUCCAAGGUACAGGGGUCCCAGGGGUGCUGUUAAAUGAUAGCAGGAUGGAGUGCAGUUUGUCCUGACAUGAUGUUUAGAUGCAGAAAACAAGCUUUCAAAUUGCUGCCAUGUCCCCAUGCAGCCCUGUGCUGCUGGUUCAGAACAAAGGGGAUGUCCAGGUGUUUCAGCUGUUUUUUGCUGAAGCUUUGGCUCUGUGAGCAAAGGCCUAUGGCUCAACUCCACUGAAUGCUUUCUCUCAGUGCCUGCUUUGAAUGUUACUUGGGCAAAGUGUCUCAUGUUUUCCUUUUUUCCACUUGUUUAACAUCUUUAAAACUCUCCUCCAGUAUUUCCCAUGCAAACCUCAGUGGACUCAGCUCUGCAAACCCUGUGAAGCAAUUUCAGUUGCCUCUUAUACAAGUAAGGCAACUGAGUUAGGAAAGGCCAGGGAACCCAGAGCCACUAAGCAAAGUAGCUUUGAGGCUUCUAAACAUCUUUGAAGUCCUGGUUCUUCAAGCCCUGCCUGUGGUUUAACAGUGAGUGUUAGAUCAGGAAGCAGUCUUCUGGUCUUCUCAUGUUCCACUUUUUCCCCUCUUCCAGCUUCUCUGCUUCCAUUUUUCUUAGCUCAUUUGCUAGGAGUCUUUGCUUUAACUUCCACUGGCUGAACAUCUCCUUCAAACACAAAGCCAUAAUGCUGGGACUAAACCCAGCCUUUCAGACUGACUCUUGCUGCUUACUACAGCCUUUACCACAAGAAAAUAUUUCUUUCUGACUCAAAGUGAGCCUGGAGAAAUAUCUCAUAAUGGCUGAAAGCCUUACAUUGGUAUCCACAGGCAGAAGGAGAAUGCAGAGAGUUAACUGAAAUAGCUCGUGAGCACUGCAGUGCUGCUGGGGCAGUGGGAAUAUGUGUGCAAGGUCUUUGGUACUGUACUCCCACAUGCAAAGUGAAGUCAGGAGUGUUCUCAGGCACCUCUGCCUUUGAGGUUAUGUGAGCAAGCACAAGCAGCUGGGGACACUUGUUGAAAUUUGAAUCUGCCUUUUCUUGGUUUGCUUGCUCCCCCCGUCGAGUGGCAAGAGUCAUUGCUAGAGCUGAAACUCAUCUUAGUUCAGCCCGUGGUGCUUAACAGAAAUCACUUCAUCCUUUUAUUACAUAGGAAGUGAAGCAGUGCACCAACGCAUACAGUUUUCAAAAGGAAGUCAGAAAGGUGAUUCCUCUUUGAAACAAAAGGAGGAAUUCAGCCAGUGUGUAAUUAUUCAAGUGAGAAGUUGGUCUUGUCUGCAUUUAAUAUUCCAGAGUGGUAUUUGAUGUAAAUCCUUCCCUAGAGUUCAUUACAUUAGCUCUUAGCUCAACCUGAGCAUGCUGAGUGCCAAAUUCAGCAUGCAGCAUGUUUUAUCACCGAGAAUGACGUCAACCUGGUGAUCCUGCAGCUCCCCAGCCUGGGGGAGGAGGUAUGGCUUUGUCUUCAGCCUAAAGAUAAAAUGGAAUAUGUUUGAUAAUAUUUUCUUGGUAUUUGCAGUGUAAAAUGUGUGAGGAAUAUUGCUUUUUACCUCCAGAAAGAACUGUCCCUUUUUGCCUAAAAAAAAAAAAAAAAACCACCAAAAGUUGCUUUGCUUGUAAUAUUAUUCUACACAGAAAAUUAAAUUUCUCCUUUACAAAUCCCUAAGCUUUACAAGCAGACCCACAGAGCCCUUUCACAGGUGGGUGAAAUGAGCUGCAGGGAAGCACAGGGGCUUGUGGGCAUCCACACCAGGACAAUCCCUGGCCUGGUCCUGGGCUGGGAACGGCGGUAACAUCAGACACGGCUCGUGGGGUUAGUGAGGGAGAGGGACUGCGAUUGCUGGUAUACAGACAGUUGUCAGGGCAUGUGAGAGCACAGUGAAGUACUCCUCACCUGACAACCAAGCCCUAAAAGCAAGCAGCAUCAUCCAGCCUCUCAAAAUCCACGCUGGCAGACUCAGUGCCAAUGUGCUGUCCCCUGUUAUGAGAGAUCUCCGACAAGGCAAGGUCAGAAAGCACAAAGUUUUAGCUGCUCUAUCAUGCCAGCAACAAAAACAAAAAAAAAGCCAAAACACCAACCAACCAUCCACACAGAAACCCCCACAACGACAACAAAAAAACAAACAACCCAAAGCCUUGUUUUAAAAUAAGCCGUUCUAAAUAAACAAGUGUUUGUUCUUUGAACCACAGCAGAGUACAUACGUAACAAUGUUUGUUAAGUAAAUAUCAGUGACAUGUUUAAGUCUGGCUCAGUAGGUAUUAGCAAAGUGAUAUUUGUGUUGCUUUUGUUGUAACAAGAGUCAAUCGUGUUUGUAGAAGGUGGCCUGAAAAAGGGGACUUUGGAUUUGGGGCUUUCUUUCUUCCAUCUGCCUACCAAUAGCCCCACUUGGGGACUUAAAAGUCCUUCCCAAUGCAUUGAAUUGGUGAAGUUAUAGUUACUUCCAUUGUCAGCUCUGUUCAUAUUCUGCCUCGUGAAUGUUACUUCUUACCCAUGGAUUCACUUCUUAGAUUAUUUUGUCUUUAUGAAGUAAAUCUGUCCUAAGUCUGGUUGCAAAUAUAUGGUCACAUUAUUGUAGUGUGUACCUGAAACCACAGUGCUGUGGCUGAGCAAAGUUCAGACCUACUUCUACCUCUUCUGAUCAGAUGCACCCUGAGCUUAGAUUUUCUUCCUGUGCUGCAAGCAGAGAGAGCCAGAGAGCCCCACACAGGCCUGCUCUCUCUGCUGUGCCACUGUGCUGACCCAGCCAUGAGAUAGUCGCAAUGUGCAAAACGCCACACAGGGAUGAGACAGCAGGGCCCAAAAGCCAAUGGCUUCUUUUCCAUUUGCAGCAAAACAAAAACAAAACAAAACAAACCCACAAAAAAUGCCACCACCACCACCAAAAAAAAACCAACCCCAAACUAAAACAAACAAACAAAACCAAACCACCAUCAGUUUCUAAUUUAAACAGCUGUUUAUAUAGAUGUUUAUGUUUUUGUCUAUCCUUUGACCUUUUGGUUGAACUUUUUUAAGAGCCAGAUAUGAACUCUAAGGUUAGUGCACAGAGAAAUGCAAAGCAAGACAACAGGUUGUAACAAUGACGAUGCUGAAUUUCAAAUUCUCCACCAGAAACAAAGGCAAUUUUUCUGUUGAGCAGGCUAUGAGGAAGUCAGACUGAUUCUUAAUGUCCUUUCCUGUAUGUCAAUAUAAGCCAUCUAUUUGGGCAUGCUCAGAAAUUUUCGGCUUAAUAAAUCCUCACUGUAAACUACAUGCUUCCAUGUAUGGGAGGCAAAAUGUUUACUUCAUCAAGCAUUUUAUUACACAGACCAUGAAAUAUAUCUGACUCUCACUGCACAGGCACAAUACAUAGUUCUAUUGCAGCAGCCUGGCUGCAGCUUUCACCUCAGCACAGGGGCACAAGGCAGGAGGUGUUGGGGGGGCCCCAGGCAUCACCUGAUAUUUCACUUUCCAAUAUCAGAAAGGGAAUGUUAAAGGGAUUUUGUUUAGAGAUUGACAGAAAACUUGAGUGUUCAACUGGCUGCAAAAUACCCCCAAGGCAAAGGAGUUCACAUGCUGCUUUUGGCCCAGCCCAGCCUGGAUGAGGGCUCCGUGCAGGUGAGUUGGGAGCUGUAGAAUAUCCACCUCAGGGGUGAGAAAUAGCAGCUUGGUGCGGCCCCAAUAGCUGGUGGAGGGAGACCCAGGAGCUGCUGAGAGCUGGUGGCUCUCCCUCAGCCUUGCCAGGGCUGUGCUGGCAGCGGGUGUUAUUCUCGUGCUUCGCUCUGCAGGAUCGAGCACAUACUAUGGGAAGAAAUGGAGGUGGACACGCACAGCGGGCGCUGCACGGGAUGUGGCUGCUGGAGGCAGCAAUUCAGCUGUGUGUGGAUGGAGCCAUCACUGGGGAAGACGCUCCAUGGCCCAGCCGAGGGCAGCUUUUCUUUAGCUCCAGCUGUGGGAUGAGCACCCUUUUGGCAGAGAGCACAGCCCCUUACAGCCAUUUUGUGAAGCAGUUUAUGUCUCAGUAUCGCUUCCAUCACAGUAAGUAAAGCUUGGAAAAUAAGCCUGUGUGGAAAAGGUUUAAGUAAGGGGGGCUAGGACAGUUGAGUCCCAGUGUAUAUUGGCAGCUGAGCACACCACCAUAAACGCGAUGGAGGGAAAAUUCAAUAAAAAGGCUGUGUUGUGUUUUGGACUGGCCUAGGACUGCAGUAGAGCGUGAACAGCAGGCAGUGCCUCACCUUUGCACGGUCCCUGGUUGCUUUGCUGUGUGCUGCUAAUCAGUGAUACUGGUUACUGUUGGGAAACAGAGGUGGGCAGUAAAAAGAUUCAACUGAGUUUGAAGACAGGAAUAGGGAAUUGCCUUCCUGGCUGAGUGGUUAGGCUCUGCUGUCUACUUCAGGAGAGUUCAGUCUGUUCUGAGAUUUUUCAGGAGUUUCUUGUGGGGAUUCAUGUGGAGGACUAAGAAAGUGGAGCCAGUGGCACUAUAUUGACUCCACUGAUACUAUCCUCCUAAAUUAAAUGGUGGGAGAACAAGGCCUGCCUGUGAGACAAAAGUCAGGACCUACUUGAUCUACCUACAAUGUUUUAAUGGCUGUGAGAGAGAGCAGGCUAAAAGUCACGCGUUCCUGUUGUAAAAGGCCCUUUGUUCCGGCUCCAGCACUGGGUGAGGAGGGACACUGGAAUGCCUUGGAUUAUGAUCGUUGUCACUGCCUUAGCAGUCCUGUGCUGUGCCUGGCGAUGAGCAUGGGGCCAUUCUCCUGAGCAGACUGCUCUGUACUCCGCUGCUGGAGUGUAACAACGGAGCUGUUUGGUACCUGUGCAGUCCCACUGCAAGGGUGAGGGUGAACACCUCAGACACCCUUGUAUGGCUCAGAAAAUCUGCACAGUCCAGCAAGAGGGUUGUGAAGUCCUGGGGACUUGCCAGUUCAGUUCACUAAUUGGAAAGUAUUUGCCAGGUUACAGCUGUGGUUUGAACACUUGAGGUGAAAGCUGGUGGUGGGGAGUGGAAUCAUGGAUUCACCAGCAGCCUUUGUGCAUUAGAGGCUCUGUUGGGAGGUUCAGAUAUCCUCAUACCUCUGCUCUCAUACCUGUGUGUUACACUCUUUCAGGUAUCUACUUGAAAAUAACAGUGGGGCUCUCAGUUUUUGGCAGAUCGGAGUAAAACGUGUUCCAGUGGGUAGAAGUUGGACCCAGAGUCAAGGAGUACAUUUUUAAGCAAAGAAUGGUGCUAUCUCACCACUUCCAUCCCCUGCACAGGAGCUGUACCCUAAAGGUGCUGUUCUGUGGGAUGGCCAUGCCGGCAUCAGCAGGGCACACAUGGCCAAAGCUGCUCUGCUCACUGGCAAACCAAGCAACUGAGUCUCUGGCCUGCUUACAGCAGGUCUGACAAAGUGACCAUAACAACCUUUUUUUGCCCUGAAAAUACUGUCAUUCCUGGUAGGUUAAGAAAUGAUGCUGUGCUGGUAUAGCUCAGUGUUGCUAAGCCCAUCUUCUGAGCCUUUUGAAACAGAUACCCAAGAGCAGUUGAUAUUAUAAUCACUGCUGUAGUGACAUACUCAGCUCCUGUUUUUGUGGUUUCUAAAGGCCUGUUUUGGCAAGACUUUUUAAAAGCUAUUUGAGAAAGAACAGACAAGCUUUUGAUACACAGUUCUGUGUAAAAUCUCUUCAGUUUUUCCAAAGGCAUUUAUUUGUAGAGACCCUGCAUAUUGUAGAGGCCACUGCUUGUUCCUGGUGAUUCCCUAGAAUGGAAACCUGAACCAAUGAUUAUUGUAAUGAAUGUGCAAUAAAUCUGUGGAAAAGC
Motacilla alba alba is the source of this 13212-nucleotide messenger RNA. RefSeq names its product high affinity cAMP-specific and IBMX-insensitive 3',5'-cyclic phosphodiesterase 8A-like. The coding region runs from base 501 to 2927 and encodes 808 amino acids. Gene Ontology annotation, biological process: positive regulation of ERK1 and ERK2 cascade; cellular response to epidermal growth factor stimulus; signal transduction. The transcript has 26 exons. Gene Ontology annotation, molecular function: 3',5'-cyclic-AMP phosphodiesterase activity. NCBI's taxonomy places the organism in Eukaryota, Metazoa, Chordata, Aves, Passeriformes, Motacillidae. The record is from RefSeq and is a predicted model, not a curated record.